Messenger RNA from Labrus bergylta (ballan wrasse), 6403 nucleotides. Its product is annotated as WD repeat-containing protein 7. Gene Ontology annotation, molecular function: protein binding. Lineage: Eukaryota; Metazoa; Chordata; Actinopteri; Labriformes; Labridae. The record is from RefSeq and is a predicted model, not a curated record. Gene Ontology annotation, cellular component: cytoplasm.
CUGACCGAACAGAUCGGUUCGUCAGUGGCAUAAGCAGCCGAAAAUAAGCCGAAAAAGAGGAUAAUAUUGGAUCACAUUUGCCACAGCGGCCCACUUUCACUGUAAAACCUUCCAAAAGAAGGAAAUGUCCCAGUAGGACUGCUUUAGAGACACAUCAGCAUAAUGUCGGGGAACAACCUGGUUCUACCCAUAGUGCUAUGGGGCCGCACGGCUCCCACCCACUGCAUCAGCAGCCUACUGGUGAUGGACGACUUCAGCACCAUCAUCACCGGCUGCCAUGACGGACAGAUCUGCCUGUGGGACAUGACGCCUGAGCUGGAGAUUUGUCCCAGGGCCAUGUUAUUUGGUCACACAGCCUCCAUCACCUGUCUGUCUAAAGCCAGUGCAUGCAGUGACAAGCAGUACAUCGUCAGUGCAUCAGAAAGCGGGGAGAUGUGUUUAUGGGAUGUGAAUGACGGACGCUGUAUUGAGUUCACCAAGCUGGCCUGUGCUCACACUGGCAUUAAUUUCUAUCAGUUCACCAUUGGCACUGAGCGGGAGGGACGUCUGCUCUGUAACGGCCAUUACCCAGAAAUCCUUGUGGUGGACGCCACCAGCCUGGAGGUCCUGUACUCGCUGGUGUCUAAGAUCUCCCCUGACUGGAUCAGCUCUAUGAGCAUCAUCCGCUCCCACAGAACUCAAGAGGACACCGUGGUGGCCGUGUCAGUGACGGGGAUUUUGAAAGUCUGGAUCAUCACAGCUGAGGUCAGCAGGAUGCAGGACCUGGACCCUGUGUUUGAAGAAGAGUCCAAACCCAUCUACUGUCAGGGCUGUCAGAGUGUUUCCUUCUGCACCUUCACUCAGAGCAGCCUGCUCGUCGUCUGUUCAAAGUACUGGAGGGUGUUUGAUGCAGGCGACUACUCGUUGCUCUGCUCGGUGCCCAGCGAGAACGACCAGGCCUGGACCGGAGGAGAGUUCAUCUCUGCUGACAGAGUCAUCAUCUGGACCGAAGACGGCUGCAGUUACAUCUACAAACUACCAGCCAGCUGUUCGCCUGCUAGUGAACAUUUCCGCAGCGAUGUUGGGAAAACCAAAGAAGGCUCAAUCCCUCCACUGAUCUACAGCAUCUCCGGCUUCUCAGACAAACAGCUCCUGAUCUGUCCUCCUGUGACUCGGUUCUUCUUCGGCCGGCGGGAGCCUUUCCAUAAGCUGCUGAUCCAGGGUGACUCAGCAGGGAGACUGUCCAUGUGGAGCAUCCCAGACGCCUCGCCUCCACAGCGGCAGUCCAUAACUGCAGAGCUGCAGGUAUCAUCCACCGUCAGUCUCCAGGAGGCGUUUGAUAAGUUGACCCCCGUGUCUGCAGGAAUCAUCGACCAGCUCAGCGUCCUGCCUGGGAAAGAAGAACCCAUCAAGGUGACGGCCAGCGUGUACAUCCCCUCUCAGGGUCGCCUGGUGUGCGGGAGAGAAGACGGCAGCAUCAUCCUGGUCCCUGCUACUCAGACCGCCAUCGUCCAGCUGCUGCAGGGCGAGCACAUGCUCAGGAGAGGCUGGCCGCCACAUCGCACCCUGCGCGGCCACAGGAACAAGGUGACGUGUGUCCUGUACCCGUACCAGAUCUCGCCACGCUACGACCAGCGCUCGCUGGUGUCCGGUGGUGUGGACUUCUCCGUCAUCGUCUGGGACAUUUUCACUGGAGAGAUGAAGCACAUUUUCUGUGUGCAUGGAGGCGAGAUCACCCAGCUCAUCGUCCCACCGGAAAACUGCAGCACCCGGGUGCAGCAUUGCGUCUGCUCGGUGGCCAGCGACCACUCCGUCGGCCUGCUCAGUCUCAGGGAGAGGAAGUGCAUCAUGCUGGCGUCCCGACACCUCUUCCCCAUCCAUGUCAUCAAGUGGCGUCCUGCAGACGACUACCUGGUGGUAGGAUGCUCCGAUGGCUCCGUCUACGUCUGGCAGAUGGAUACAGGAGCCUUGGACCGCUGUGUGAUGGGUAUAACUGCUGUAGAGAUCCUGAACGCCUGUGACGAGCUCGCUCCAGCCACCGUGGACGCUCUGAGCCACUCGGCUGUGAACCUGAAGCAGGCGAUGACUCGACGCAGCCUGGCAGCGCUGAAGAACAUGGCCCAACACAAACUGCAGACGCUUGCCACCAACCUGCUGGCUGCAGAGAACGCUGACAAGGGAAACCAGUCGAAAUAUUCCCAUAAUGCCCUGGUUGUUCAGGCGAUGAAGACCAACCUGACCGACCCUGACAUGCACGUGCUGUUCUUCGAUGUGGAGGCGGUCAUCAUCCAGCUGCUGACAGAAGAAGCCCAGAGACCGAACCCCAUGCUGGUGUCUCCUGAGACGCUGCAGAAGAGUCAGGCUGGGGCCGACAAAGGGGGGUCCUUCCUGGCCAAUAAGAUCUUCAAACAGGUGAAAGAGACGAUGAAGGAGACCAUCAAGGAGCACCUUUUGGACGAAGACGAAGAAGAGGAGGAGGAGAUGAGGAGGCGUGAGGAGAAGUCCAAGUCUCUGAGUCUGCUGGAGUACAACCUAACGAUGGACACGGCGAAGCUGUUCAUGUCCUGUCUGCACGCCUGGGGUCUGAACGAACAGCUGGACGGCAUCUGCCUGGAGCGACUGGGCAUGCUCAGACCGCACUGCCCCAUCUCGUUUGGUCUGAUCUCCCGAGGAGGACACAUGUCGCUUAUGCUGCCCACCUUUAAGGAGUCCUUGCUUCGGCAGCUGUCCCUGAUGACCGGUCUGAAGCUGGCUCUGUCGGACAUCGUGGGGAAGGGGACAUACGGCGUGUCAAGGGCCGUCACCACACAGCACCUCCUGUCUGUGAUUUCACUCGCCAACACUCUGAUGGGCAUGACCAACGCCACGUUUGUGGGAGAGCACAUGAAGAAGGCCCCAACCAGGCCUCCCAGACCAGGAGGAACCCCGGAGACUCCUCGCAGGGCACAGGCUGCCCCCCCUCAGCCCUCCAACCCGGCGCUACAGGCCCAGAUCAAACAAGCUGCCACAGCCAACACCAGCACUGUUACUUCUGCUACAACGGCUGGGGCUCUGGGGGCCCCUGGGGGCCGUCCUCAGGGGGCCCCUGGCUCCCCAAGCCCCGGCCCUGCUUCUUAUAACCUCCUCUCAGUCAAUGAAGGUUGGAGCCAGCUGGCAGCCAUGCACUGUGUGAUGCUUCCUGACCUUCUGGGCCUGGACAAGUUCAGACCUCCACUGCUGGAGAUGUUGGCGAGGAGAUGGCAGGACCGCUGUCUGGAGGUGCGAGAAGCGGCACAGGCUCUUCUAUUGGCUGAAUUAAGAAGGAUUGGCCAAUCAGGACGCAAGGACACCAUCGACUUGUGGGCUCCCUACUUACCUCAGUAUGUGGACACCGUCAGCUCUCCUGGGGCGACCACCGAGCCCUCCACUCCAGCCCCACCUCCUCCUGAGGCUCAGCCAAUAGAGACAACGGCUCCUGCUGAAGAGAUGGACGUCACGGAUGAUGACAUCACAGCGGGCUGUCUGUCCAACCUUCCACCAAACGCCAAGAAGAUCUCAAACUCGUACGAGGAGCGCCGUAAACAGGCAACCGCCAUCGUGCUCCUGGGGGUCAUCGGGGCUGAGUUCGGCGCUGAGAUUGAACCACCAAAGGGAUCUGUGCGGGCUCGAGCCGGGGGACAGGCUCCUGAGGGCUUUGGUCUAACGAGUGGAGGAUCGUCCAACUACUCACUGGCCAGACACACAUGUAAGGCUCUCACCUUCCUGCUGCUGCAGCCCCCCAGCCCCAAGCUGCCCUCCCACAGCACCAUCCGCCGCACCGCCAUCGAUCUGAUUGGCCGAGGCUUCACCGUCUGGGAGCCGUAUAUGGACGUAUCAGCUGUGCUCAUGGGACUGCUGGAGCUCUGCGCUGACGCCGAGAAGCAACUGGCCAAUAUUACAAUGGGUUUGCCCCUAAACCCCCCUGCGGAUUCGGCCCGCUCAGCUCGUCACGCCCUCUCUCUUAUUGCUACUGCCCGUCCUCCGGCCUUCAUCACCACCAUAGCAAGAGAGGUUCACAGGUACAACGCAGCACAGGCAAACUCUCAGUCGCAGCAGAACGUUCACACCACCACUCUGGCCAGAGCAAAGACUGAGAUCCUGCGAGUGAUUGACAUCCUGAUCGAGAAGAUGCCCGGAGACGUCGUGGAUCUGCUGGUCGAGGUCAUGGAUAUCAUCAUGUACUGUAUCGAAGGUUCUCUGGUGAAGAAGAAAGGACUGCAGGAGUGUUUCCCUGCUAUUUGCAAGUUCUACAUGGUUGGUUAUUGUGACCGCAGUCAUCGCAUAGCUGUUGGAGCUCGCCAGGGUUCAGUGGCUCUCUACGAUGUUCGUACUGGAAAGUGUCAGAACAUCCACGGUCAUAAGGGUCCCAUCACAGCCGUGUCGUUCGCUCCUGAUGGACGUUACCUGGCCACAUACUCCAACCUUGACAGCCACAUCUCCUUCUGGCAGAUGAACACCAGUCUGCUUGGCAGCAUCGGGAUGUUGAACUCGGCUCCUCAGCUCCGCUGCAUUAAGACCUACCAGGUUCCUCCGGUUCAGCCCGCCUCCCCAGGCUCACAGAACCACCUGAAGCUCGCCCGCCUCAUCUGGACCUCCAACCGCAACGUCAUCCUGAUGGCCCACGACGGCAAGGAGCACCGCUUCAUGGUCUGAAGCAGAUCUGUAUCUCCAGCUGAGUCCAGACCUGGACCAGUGUCAGAGGUUUUUACUCCAAAGUUUGUCUCAUUCUAGAAAUGUAACUUGAGAAAUCUGAAGGUAUCUACCUAAAGUUUGGCAAGAAACCCCAGUCCAGGUCCAGGUUUGUACUGGAUGAAUUUGUUUUAUCAUUCCUAGUUACCGUUGUAAGGAAACUCAUUGUGUGAUAUACUCAAAGCCGUGAUAGAAGGCUCGUUUACAUUGUGGUAUAAAUGUAUGUAUUUUUAGUUGUUAUCACCUUCUCCUCAUUCCUAUUUAUUUGCUUCGUGUAGCAGACUUCCUUUGCCGCCAUCUUGAAGCAGCCAUCUUGAGUCAUGGUGUUGAAAAUCCCAUUGAGUUUUUAAUUUAUUUCAGCAUCUUAUCAUGAAACACUUUUAACUUAUUAAAGGUUUUUAUGAAUGAUCUUUGCAGAAAAAUAUAUAUGAUGACAGCACUUCAAAGUUUAUGAACAUGUUUGGUUUUUAUUUUCUGCUCUUUGUUUCACAUCGUGUUGGAGUCCAAGAGUAAAAGAACUUAAAGAUCAGUUUCCCAUCCUGUUUGUGGAAGCAGGUGGAAGUGUAAAGACCCAUACUGAACCUUUGUUGGAGCACACAUUUUUUUUCACAUUUCAUUGCUCAUUCUCAUGUGACUGCCUUCCUCUAAGGGUCUCUGCUUUUAUUUUUCUGACACCUUGAGAGCUCUCUCCAUCCUCAGUGAGCCUCACACAGGAACCUGAGCAUCAUGUGUUUACACCCCAGUGUAUUUGCACAAACACACAUUCUCACUUCAUCCUAAAAGCAUGGCCAGUCGGCCCUUACACACUGGAGAUGCAGCAUCACUCAUUUAGGGUAUUUCCACAAUAACAUGAACUAGACCACUAGCCUAAUGGGCUGCUGCUCCUAACACAGUUAAGUGUUCCUUUAGUUCCUAUGACGUGGUUACUGUUUGGUGUAAAAAAAAAAAAGAUGUUUCCAAGUUGGGAAGUAUUUUUAAAAUGUCCUCUUUUUCACCUUACUGCAUGCUACUUUAACAAAACAUCAACCAUUUCCUUCGAGUUGCCAUGGAGACCCACUUUCAAUAAGAAACUUUACGGACUAAAUCACUUUCCAAUGUCACUCCACGACUCUUAACUCAAACUUGUCUCAAACUUGAACUAACAUUUGGUCAACAUCUUCGGGGGCAAAACGUGUCAUGUCACUCUCUUGCCUCCAGAUUUCCUUGAGUUCUGGUCCCUUUGAGUCUGUUGAAACUAAUCUGGAUGUUCAUGUGUUUAAUAGUUGGGGUAGUCUUCCUCCUUGGUUGUUCUGGUUUGAUUGUUUGCAGAUGAUAAAGCGUUAUAUAUCACUAAUAGAUGUGAAGGUUUUUGCUUUGACUUGAGGCAUUUCUCUUUCCGCAGUCUGCAUCGUUCUGACUUUCAGGAGGAUAGCUCUACAUAUAAAUGUGAACAUACUCAGUAAAUAUAUCAUCAGAGCUGCUUCUUGAUGUGGUCUGUUAAUCGUUAACAGUGGGCGCUGAUCUCUGGUGUGUUUGUUGUGGCUAACGUGAGUGCCUGCCUUGCAAUGACUAGUUCUUUACAAUAGAGGGUCUCCUCUCUUAGUGGAUUAAAAACUUUAUAUUUUCAUUUAAAUGUCAGAAUCAACCGUUUGGAGAAAUUAGAAGUGACGUUUUGCAUCUUCCUCCUUUUUUGCGUUUUAGCACAAUGCUAUACUGACCCAAGUUUUCAUAAACAUAA